UAUCGGCAGUUUAACAAACCAACUACUAAACAACCCGCAAUAUAAAAAUGAAAUUCAUCAUUGUUUUCGCUACCAUCCUGGCUGCCGCUUUGGCUGCUCCUCAACAUUACGAACAUCACGAUCAUCACGAUUACGAUCAUGCCGAGAUUCUUCGUUACGAAUCUGAUGUCCGUCCUGAUGGUUACAAAUUCGGUUUCGAAACCUCCGAUGGUACUCAACACGAUGCCGAAGGACAUUUGAAGGAAGGACAUGAUAAGGAACACGCUGCCCUCGUCGUGCACGGCAGCUUCUCCUUCGUCGACAAAGAGGGCCACAAAUAUCAAGUUAACUAUGUUGCCGAUGAAUACGGCUACCAACCAGAGGGAUCUCAUUUACCUCAUGCUUAA
This is a messenger RNA of Glossina fuscipes, 386 nucleotides long. Its product is annotated as larval cuticle protein 65Ag1-like. The record is from RefSeq and is a predicted model, not a curated record. The transcript has a single exon. Gene Ontology annotation, molecular function: structural constituent of chitin-based larval cuticle. Bases 48 to 386 code for a protein of 112 amino acids. NCBI's taxonomy places the organism in Eukaryota, Metazoa, Arthropoda, Insecta, Diptera, Glossinidae. Gene Ontology annotation, cellular component: chitin-based extracellular matrix.